UCAAAUGGAACCGUUUGCCGUGCGGUUGUUUGAAGUGUUCAUUUCGAAAGAUCGUAGUAGGCAUGGAAAUUGUAUGCCGUACACGGUGAGCCCCGCCGAAUCGAAACCAUAUUACGUAAUGGAGCCUUUCGAGAAGCUGAACGCACGGACCUCCUCGCCGAUAAAAAACAUAGAAAAUCCGGUCCAAAUGGAACGCACGGCCGUCCUGGAGGACAUUUCAAUGGGGGAGGAUACACCCGACGAGCUGCAGGCAACGGUCGUCGUGCCCGUGGUGCCCGUGGUGCCCGAGGAAGCGGACGAAAAAAUGGAGGCUACUGAGGACAACUCCACGCUGAAAAUGGACGACGCUCCGGCAGAAGAUACGGCGGAGUACGAUUCACUUGAUGACGAGCUGUCUUGGAUGCUCGAUCAAUCAUGGAAUUCCAGGCGCCCUGCUCGUUCGGAUAGCACUCUGGGCAUGCUAUCGAGAUCGAUGUUAAGCUCUAGUGAUGAGGACACCCCGGCCGAAAAAUGGCCGCCAAAUACACCCAGGCAAAAGCGUCGGGUAUCGUUUGAUGAUAGACCGGUAAUUUUCGGUGACAGAGGGGUAAAACGCCCUCACCCCCCGGGCCCAUCGUCGGAUUCGUCCGAUGAUGACGAUAGUUCCUUCUGGGCGUGCUUCCGUCGCAGACAGAAGUCGCCGAAAUCUCCCGACUGUAUUUCCUCGUUGUUGUCUUCCGAUGCGUAUGUGGGAUUACAGGUAGUCAACAGGAUAGGAGAUUCUUCUUCAGAUGUAGGUGAGCUUGAUGUGUACACUGAAGACGAAUCAGACGACGAUGAUGACGAUGACCAUGACGGUGAAGAUGUGGACGAUGUAGAUUUAGACACAGGUGACGACAUAGAAGAUGAUGAAAACGGUAACGUGCUUGGCUUAACGUUCCAAGUGUCUAGAAGUAUAUCUAACGCCAAGGGUCGUGCAGGAUGGUUACAUUCGUGA
This is a messenger RNA of Anopheles stephensi (Asian malaria mosquito), 976 nucleotides long. RefSeq lists its product as uncharacterized. Bases 5 to 976 code for a protein of 323 amino acids. The record is from RefSeq and is a predicted model, not a curated record. The transcript has 3 exons. NCBI's taxonomy places the organism in Eukaryota, Metazoa, Arthropoda, Insecta, Diptera, Culicidae.